Molecule: messenger RNA, 2434 nt
Organism: Nomascus leucogenys (northern white-cheeked gibbon)
Lineage: Eukaryota; Metazoa; Chordata; Mammalia; Primates; Hylobatidae
Product: acyl-CoA thioesterase 2
Biological process (GO): acyl-CoA metabolic process; fatty acid metabolic process
Molecular function (GO): fatty acyl-CoA hydrolase activity
Source: RefSeq, a predicted model, not a curated record
CAUCUGAACAUCAGAAGGAACAAACUCCAGGCACACCACCUUUCAGAACUGUAUUAAGAACUGUAACAGUCACUGGGGAGGGUUCUUGAAGUCAGCGAGACCAAGAACCCACCGGAAGGAACCAAUUCCAGACACAAUUAUUUGCCUUCUUUAGUUCCUGAGACUUCUACGCACAGAAUAUACUUGAUGUGUGCCACAACCUAUACAAAGGUAACUAGAACUAACAAGCAAUUGUAUGAUUAAUGACAUGGGACAUUAGAGAUUUGGAACGAGAUAAAAAGGCUUACCUUGAGGACAGCCUUAUUAGGAGCAGAAGCAAAUACAGGUUUUGUGGGUUUACCUUAUUUGGCUAUUUUUACACUUGCAAGGAAUGUAGCUCAGAGGUCACACAGCUAGUAAGAAGCCAGCACCCUUUGAUGUGGGAUUGAUGUGGAGGAUAGGCAUGUACAGAGAACACACAAGCAAAACACCAUGGUGUCGAUUUUGAAUGAAAAGCCCUAUGAUUAGUCAUGAGUGUGAAUUAUUCAACAAAGUGAUCAAAACCAACUCCAGUCCUGCAUUCCUCUUCGCCAUUAGGAGUUUGGCACCUGGAGACUGCUAGCUGCCUGGUUAAGAACCAGCCCUGGUCCAGCCCAUUCCGCGGGCCAGCAAGCUCUGAAAAGCAAAACUAGGAAGUUGCUUUCCAACAUAAAGUGGAGAUUUUAACACAGGAGACUUUAAGCAAGUUCCAGUGUGUCUAUAUUUGGACUGGCUGAUCGGCUGGACUCUGGCCUUCCCAGCUCUGAUUAGCCCACUGCUCUGCCCUAGUGGGCGCUUAGCCUGUGACUGCAGCCCUAGAGGAUCUCUAAUAAACUCCUUUCUCCCCACCUGUGUUCAGUAGUUCUCGGGUCUGAAUUCAAAAUGGCCUCAUUUCCUGCUGUCCUUCGAGCGUCCCGGCUGUACCAAUGGAGCCUGAAGUGUUCGGCGCAGUUCCUGGGGUCUCCACAGCUGAGGCAGGUUGGCCAGAUCAUUAGGGUUCCUGCUCGGAUGGCGGCGACGCUGAUCCUGGAGCCCGCGGGCCGCUGCUGCUGGGACGAACCGGUGCGAAUCGCAGUAUGCGGCCUAACCCCGGAGCAGCCGGUCACGCUGCGCGCGUCCCUGCGCGACGAGAAGGGCGCGCUUUUCCAGGCUCACGCGCGCUACCGCGCCGACGCCCACGGCGAGCUGGACCUGGAGCGCGCGCCCGCGCUGGGGGGCAGCUUCGCGGGGCUUGAGCCCAUGGGGCUGCUCUGGGCCUUGGAGCCGGAGAAACCCUUGGUGCGGCUGGUGAAGCGCGACGUGCGAACGCCCUUGGCCGUGGAGCUGGAGGUGCUGGAUGGCCACGACCCCAACCCCGGGCGGCUGCUGUGCCAGGCGCAGCACGAGCGCUACUUCCUGCCACCAGGGGUGCGGCGCGAGCGGGUGCGCGCGGGCCGGGUGCGAGGCACGCUCUUCCUGCCGCCAGAACCUGGGCCCUUUCCUGGGAUUGUGGACAUGUUCGGAACUGGAGGUGGCCUGCUGGAGUAUCGGGCUAGUUUGCUGGCUGGGAAGGGUUUUGCUGUGAUGGCUCUGGCUUAUUAUAACUAUGAAGACCUCCCCAAGACCAUGGAGACGCUCCAUCUGGAGUACUUUGAAGAAGCCGUGAACUACUUGCUCAGUCGUCCUGAGGUAAAAGGUCCAGGAGUUGGGCUGCUUGGAAUUUCCAAAGGGGGUGAGCUCUGCCUUUCCAUGGCCUCUUUCCUGAAGGGCAUCACGGCUGCUGUGGUCAUCAACGGCUCUGUGGCCAAUGUUGGGGGAACCUUACACUACAAGGGUGAGACCCUGCCCCCUGUGGGCGUCAACAGAAAUCGCAUCAAGAUGACCAAAGAUGGCUAUGCAGACAUUGUGGAUGUCCUUAACAGCCCUUUGGAAGGACCUGACCAGAAGAGCUUCAUUCCUGUGGAAAGGGCAGAGAGCACCUUCCUGUUCCUGGUAGGUCAGGAUGACCACAACUGGAAGAGUGAGUUCUAUGCUAAUGAGGCCUGUAAACGCUUGCAGGCCCAUGGGAGGAGAAAGCCCCAGAUCAUCUGUUACCCAGAGACAGGGCACUAUAUUGAGCCUCCUUACUUCCCCCUGUGCCGGGCUUCCCUGCAUGCCUUGGUGGGCAGUCCUAUUAUCUGGGGAGGGGAGCCCAGGGCUCAUGCCAUGGCUCAGGUGGAUGCUUGGAAACAACUCCAGACUUUCUUCCACAAACACUUGGGUGGCCAAGAGGGGACAAUCCCAGCAAAACUGUAAUUUUUAUUUGAUCAUGUGGCCUCUCUGUUGCGAAUCUCUCCUGGGAACGUCUGCCACAUUUAGUGUGUAUAUGUGUAUUCAUUCUUUUGUAUUUAAUAACUAAAGUUUCUCCCCCUCAUUAUUAAAAUGAAUUUACCAGUAA